CGGCACCGACCCAGCCGGGCCGGGAUGGCACCGGGCAGCCUGGCACCCUAAAGGGUCAGAGCCCAGCGGGCAGGGUGGGAUCUUGGUGAACUGGGCAGGACCGGGUGGGACGGGGCUGGAAAGGGCAGGAUGGAACCCUAAAGGGUCGGAGUGAAGCCGCUGCCUCCCGGCGCAUCCCGCUCUGGUGCUACAAAGGGGCCCCAGCACCGGAGAGGACACUGACGGCUGGGAACGCCACCAUGGCCAACCUGACAGCCACGAGCGGCGGGAGGAACUCGUGCACCUACCACGAGGAGUUCAAGCAGGUGCUGCUGCCCCUGGUGUACUCGGUGGUGUUCGUGGUGGGGCUGCCCCUCAACGCCGUGGUCAUCGGGCAGAUCUGGCUGGCGCGGCAGGCGCUGAGCCGCACCACCAUCUACAUGCUCAACCUGGCCGUGGCCGACCUGCUCUACGUCUGCUCCCUGCCCCUGCUCAUCUACAACUACACCCAGAAGGACUACUGGCCUUUCGGGGACUUCACCUGCAAAUUCGUGCGCUUCCAGUUCUACACCAACCUGCACAGCAGCAUCUUCUUCCUCACCUGCAUCAGCGUCCAGCGCUACCUGGGCAUCUGCCACCCCCUGGCCUCGUGGCACAAGAAGAAGGGCAAGAAGCUGACGUGGCUGGUGUGCGCGGCCGUGUGGUUCAUCGUCGUCGCCCAGUGCCUGCCCACGUUCGUCUUCGCCUCCACGGGCACGCAGAGGAACCGCACGGUGUGCUACGACCUGAGCGCGCCCGACCGCUCGGCCGCCUACUUCCCCUACGGCAUCACCCUCACCUUCACCGGCUUCCUGCUGCCCUUCGCCGCCAUCCUGGCCUGCUACUGCAGCAUGGCGCGCAUCCUGUGCCAGAAGGACGAGCUCAUCGGCCUGGCCGUGCACAAGAGGAAGGACAAGGCCGUGCGCAUGGUCAUCAUCGUGGUCAUCGUCUUCUCCAUCAGCUUCUUGCCCUUCCACCUGACCAAGACCAUCUACCUGAUCGUGCGCUCCUCGCCCGCGCUGCCCUGCCCGGCCCUGCAGGCCUUCGCCAUCGCCUACAAGUGCACGCGGCCCUUCGCCAGCAUGAACAGCGUGCUCGACCCCAUCCUCUUCUACUUCACGCAGCGCAAGUUCCGCGAGAGCACGCGCUACCUCCUCGACAAGGUGAGCUCCAAGUGGCGCCACGACCGCUGCGUCACCUACGGCUCCUAGGCGAGGACGAGGCCACUCGGUGCCACUGAGGCGCAGAGCAAUUUUGGUUGACCGCUGCGUCACCUACGGCUCCUAGGCGAGGACGAGGCCACUCGGUGCCACCGAGGCGCAGAGCAAUUUUGGUUGACCACUGCGUCACCUACGGCUCCUAGGCGAGGACGAGGCCACUCGGUGCCACUGAGGCGCAGAGCAGUUUUGGCUCUGAGCUCCACAGAGCAGAGAUGGCUUCACCAGGGACAUGCUGGAGGGGAGGAGGAUCCAUCUCCCAAGCUGUCAGCCUGGUGGUGGAUCCGUGGUGAUCCACCUCCAUCCAGUGGUGCGGUGUUAACCCCAUCACAGAUCCAGUGUUCUCCCCCUUGCUCACCUGGAGCAGCUCAGCACCUUGGUGGUCAAGGCACUGAUGCAAUAAAAAUCCACUGGGACCGUGGAGAGCAAGAUGGAGCUCCGUGGAGGACACAUCCCUGGCUCAGCUGCUGGCGGAUGGUUUGUCCCCAUACUCAAUUAAAAAUUCCCUGAUGGUGACAGCAUGAAGGCUGGGGAGGGUUUGGUUCAGCCCAGCUCAAGAUCAGGGUCACAGGUGGUUUUAGUGAAACAUCCUUUUUGGGACAUCCCUAUCCCCCAGUGCCUGGAAUGAGGUCACACCAGCAGGAGACACAAGCUCACUGGUAUUGCUGGUGCUGCAAAAUGGUGGAGGAGCACCCUGGAUGGACUGGGAACAGGAAAAGGGGACAUCAGGGCAACUGGAACACCCAUGCUGGAUUUCCCACUGAAGCCAUGACCAUGGGCUGGGUUAGGCAGCAUUGUCACCUGCCUGGGGACCUCCAUAAAUCCAGCUCCCUGCUCAGCUCAACACCCCAAGUCUGGCCCAUGCUGGUGCCAGUGGUGCCCUGCUGUCACCUCCUAACCAGGAUCCACCACAAUCAGAGCCAGCACACGUGGACACAGCGCCCAGAGUUGGAAGAUUAAUUCCACAGAGAGCUGCUCAGUGUCCUGGCCAUGUCACCACACAUCCCACAGCUGGCUUGGCCUCUCCAUGGGGCUGGGACUUCUGCGUUGACCCCCAGCCUCUGUUGGGAUGCUGCUCCCUCACAGCAAGGAGGGAUUUGAGAGGCGGAUGCAGCACUCACCGCUCUUCUCUAACGUAUAGGAUGUAUAGAAUUAACUCCCUGCUCUCUCUCAGAUGGGUGUAUACACCCACUGUGUGUGCAGACAUAGAAUAUAUCCCAGCAGAGGGAGGUUUGUGGCCCAGCCCAGGCUCUGCAGUGCAGAAAUUCUCUGCCUGAACACGGUAUAUGUAUCUAUACAGUGUGUAUAUAUAUAUAUAUAUAAUAUAUAUGUGGAUGACUGCA
Molecule: messenger RNA, 2578 nt
Organism: Melospiza melodia melodia
Lineage: Eukaryota; Metazoa; Chordata; Aves; Passeriformes; Passerellidae
Gene: P2RY6
Product: pyrimidinergic receptor P2Y6
Exons: 2
Coding region: 240-1229 (329 amino acids)
Biological process (GO): phospholipase C-activating G protein-coupled receptor signaling pathway; cellular response to pyrimidine ribonucleotide
Cellular component (GO): plasma membrane
Molecular function (GO): G protein-coupled ADP receptor activity; G protein-coupled UTP receptor activity; G protein-coupled UDP receptor activity
Source: RefSeq, a predicted model, not a curated record